Molecule: messenger RNA, 5767 nt
Organism: Triplophysa rosa
Lineage: Eukaryota; Metazoa; Chordata; Actinopteri; Cypriniformes; Nemacheilidae
Gene: slc20a2
Product: solute carrier family 20 member 2
Exons: 11
Coding region: 508-2496 (662 amino acids)
Biological process (GO): phosphate ion transmembrane transport
Cellular component (GO): membrane
Molecular function (GO): phosphate transmembrane transporter activity
Source: RefSeq, a predicted model, not a curated record
UCCGUUGUUGUCCUGCAACACGUUUGACUCUCCAUCUCACAAUUUUGAAUCUUAUUUUGUUUUCAACCAUGGUUUAAUCAUUUGUUCUCUCUAAAUCCAGUUUCAUGGUUUCUCACUGUCAUAAAUCCACAUCACUGCAUUUCUCCAUUAUUUUGUUCAUGAUCCCUUACGUUUAAUCCGUCAUUUCUCAUUUUUCAAACCAUUUUUAAUUCAAAAAAAAAGGACAAAUCUGAGCCCUGCGUAGCCUGAAGCUGAAGGCUUCUCGCUGGACAGGACACUAAGAGGGCCAAACAAUGGAAUGCUCUCUCCUGCCUACACUGCUCAGCACUCCACAAACUGAGGUUAAACGGCUUAGUUAGCAGUGUGCCUCUCCCCCAAGAACUCUUUCUGCCUGGGGAAGUCGGGAGAAAGAAAAGCGAAAGAAGGAGAAUUACUCCAGAAGCACCUUACUCCAGUUUUUUCUAGCCGUUUCUUUUGGAUUUGUUUGUGCUCGGAAAUAAAGCCAAGAUGGAACUGGAAUCGUACCUGUGGAUGGUCGUGAUUGGUUUCAUUAUCGCUUUCAUCCUGGCCUUUUCGGUGGGGGCCAAUGACGUGGCGAACUCGUUUGGCACGGCCGUGGGCUCAGGGGUGGUGACGUUGCGUCAGGCCUGCAUCCUGGCUUCCAUAUUCGAGACGCUGGGCUCCAUUCUCCUCGGUGCCAAGGUCGGGGAAACCAUACGGAAGGGAAUUAUAGAUGUCAGUUUGUACAACGACACCGUGCCAGUUCUGAUGGCGGGAGAGGUCAGCGCCAUGGUUGGGUCUGCGGUUUGGCAGCUCAUUGCCUCCUUUCUGAAGUUGCCCAUUUCUGGAACUCAUUGCAUUGUGGGAUCUACGAUUGGCUUCUCAAUGGUUGCUAUUGGCACUAGGGGAGUACAGUGGAUGCAGCUGGUUAAAAUUGUUGCGUCGUGGUUCAUCUCCCCUCUGCUGUCUGGUCUUAUGUCUGGCCUGCUCUUCUUCCUCAUCAGAUAUUUCAUUCUCAGCAAGGAUGACCCUGUUCCCAAUGGUCUUCGUGCUUUGCCCCUCUUCUAUGCCUCAACCAUCGGGAUCAACACCUUCUCCAUCAUGUACACUGGAGCUCCCCUACUGGGCUUGGAGAUGCUCCCCGUCUGGUCUAUUGCCCUCAUUACGUUGGCUGGAGCGCUGGUAUGUGCCGGUGUGGUCUGGAUUUUUGUUUGCCCCUGGAUGAGAAGGAAAAUAGCAAGUCGUCUGAAGAAAGAGCAUGCUUUGUCCCGCAUCUCUGAUGAGAGUUUAGAUAAAAUCCCAGAGGAGGAAGAAGAGGCUCCAGUUUUUAAAGAGCUUCCAGGUGCCAAAAGCAACAAUGAUGCUGUUAUACCCCUGACCGAAGAGUCCACAGGGGAGCUCAACAGUCUGGCUAAUGGAGGAACUGUUCUGCCCAAUGGCAGGGUGUAUGGUCGGACCAACUCCAUGACCAACGGCUGUCUCAAGUCACCUGUGUCCAAUGGGGGCUUCAGUUUUGACGGCCACAUGCGCAGUGAUGGCCAGGUCUACCACACCGUCCACAAAGACUCUGGUCUCUACAAGGACCUCCUACACAAGAUCCACUUGGGCCGCCUAGAGGACGAACGCAGCAGUUCACGUCCCGACAAUAGCUACCGGCACCUCCGCCGCAACAACAGCUACACGUGCUACACGGCCGCCAUCUGUGGGAUGCCGGUGCAGCCUCUGAUGCGGUCAGAGUCCAGCGCCCCUCCACCAGAGGACAGUGAGAAGCUAGUGGGCGACACAGUGUUCUAUUCAAAGAAGAGGCUGCGUUACGAUAGCUACUCCAGCUACUGUAACGCAGUUGCCGAGGCAGAGAUUGAGGCGGAGGAGGGCGAUGUGGAUGUGAAUAUCGCAGCAGAUAAAAGGGAGCUCCGGGUCCCUGCUGAAGGCCCAUUGGAGGAUUGCGUUGAUGAGGAUAAAGAGGAGAAGGACAAGCAUCAGGUCUUCCUGCUCUUCCACUUUCUGCAGAUCCUCACUGCCUGUUUUGGAUCCUUUGCGCAUGGUGGGAAUGAUGUCAGUAAUGCCAUCGGUCCUUUGGUGGCCCUGUGGAUGAUUUACUCUCAGGGUGGGGUGAUGCAGGACGCAGCCACACCCAUCUGGCUGCUGUUCUACGGUGGCGUAGGUAUCUGCACUGGAUUGUGGGUUUGGGGACGACGUGUCAUUCAAACGAUGGGCAAGGACCUCACGCCCAUCACUCCCUCCAGUGGAUUCACUAUCGAGUUGGCCUCAGCGGUCACUGUUGUUUUGGCAUCUAAUAUUGGACUUCCAAUCAGUACCACACACUGCAAGGUGGGCUCAGUGGUGGCGGUGGGCUGGAUCCGCUCCAGGAAGGCUGUGGACUGGCGGCUCUUCCGGAACAUCUUUCUGGCCUGGUUCGUCACUGUCCCCAUAGCCGGCCUCUUCAGCGCUGCUGUCAUGGCCCUGUUCGUCUACGGCAUACUGCCUUACGUCUGAGAUGCAGAUCGGUGAGGGAGGUUUUAGGAAUGUAAAGAGAGAAUAUUAAAUAUCAAGAUAUAAGGGGACAGCCAGAGGGUGGGGAGAGUCUUCAAAUGCUGCCUGGAAAAGCAUCCAGAAUCCGUUGAUUUAAAAAUCCUUAAUCUUGUCAAGAGUAUUUAUUUCCGUUUUAUUUGUUUUUAUUGUUUUGUUGAAACGUUAUCAUGACAUCGAGAUCAGUCGCUAUGAAGUGAUACUUUUCAAAGUUCCAAAAAUGGUUCUCAUGUAUCUGUGGUUGCAGGUAAAGAACUGAUGUGCACAUACAAAUACAUUAAACGUACAUUGUGGUUUUAACUGUUAUAUUUGCCAAUCUCACACUAAAAACAACUACGUAAAGAAUGGGAUUAGAGAAUUCGUUUUAUGGCACAAUUGAUAUCGGCACAAAGUGUUUUGUCACAUGCAAUGUUGUUUUGAAAUAUGCCAAAUGUGGUGUGAACUAUAGCUGCACGUCCUAUUUGGAAAACUUGUAAGUAAAUUUGAUGUUAGCAGUGACGCUGAAAGACCUCCUGCUGUCCAAAACAUAUGUGAGCACUGCUUUUCUAAACUCUGUGCAGCUGGUAACAUACCUCAGCCAACACUGAAAGACUAGCUCAGUAACAAAACCAAACUGUGCUCAUGAUAAAUACAAAUAUAUUCUAAGCCUUAAAACGACAGGUUUGAAGAAAAGCAGAAUCAUAUUUAUAUUUAUGUACGCUAUCAUUUCUACUGUGUGUAUAUUAUAUUCAGCUUUGGAUUUUAGAGUUUUGGGUUGUCUUGUAUUGUUACAUUUGAGAAGAUUUUAGACCAGAUUUGGUAGAAACGAUCAAAAAUUUGAAAAUGAUUUCAGUACAACUAAUAUCCUGUCCUCUCAUAUCAAAUAUAAUCACAAAAAAGACGAGCCAUUUUCCAAAAUCUUAAAGAAAUAUAUCUGACAAACAAAUGAGAUAAUGCCAAUUACAUGUAUUAUUAUCCUAAAUGGUCAUAUCAGCCGUAUUUUUCGAUUUUCAGCCCACUUUUAUUAAUUGAGCUCUUUGUAUCGGUACAUAUCGAAAGGCGAAUUUGAACGCUUUUAUUUUGUUCCCCUAAUGGAGACAUCAUAGCCAAAGAUUCAGAAGAUCUUCAUGUUGAAUUGCCAUGAUCUUUGACAGCGUUCGAUUAUUACAAACCAUAUCCAAACAAAUAAGUGAACCACAUUAAGUACAUUAUAUAAAAGGUUGCCAGAGUGUUCAGUCUAGUCAUAGUAGAACAUUAAUAAAGCCCUACAGAUAAUGCCAAUAUAUUACAUACUGUACUGUACAGUAUACUAUACGUGCCGGAACAGCCAAAAUACCCUAAAUGGAAUUUAGGGUGAACCCAUAAAUCCAGCACACACACGUGCAUACAUAUACACAAACUUACCAAUUGCGUUCACAUACAUGAUUUUUGGAGAGGCAGUGUUUGGAGUCUGGCUAUUGGUGAAUCAUAUCAGUAUCCAGCUACUUGAUUCAACCUCACUGAUGAAUCCACAGGUUUAUCAGAAGAGGAAUUUGUAUAUCAGGUCAACAAAUGAUUCAGCUGAGAUAAGAUAUAUAGAUUGAUAUGAGCGACACCACAAUGAGGCCAAAAACAACAUGAGUCCAGAAUGUGGAAUUUGCAUUUGACCAUGCUAUCAUGUGGUCUUAAAUGUCGAUGUAAUGAAAACUCUUUGACAUCCCACUGUAAUCUGCCUCAAAAUAGUCACCAGAUUUGGAAAGUGUACAAAUGUGUGGCUUUGAACCAAUGCAAAGUGUUGCUGUUUUUUUGUGUGUAUCAUAAUAUUUUUCAUCAAGAACAAAUCUAUGAUUAAAUGGCCAUUUGCCUUGUAAUGUUGUGCUUUACUGUUUGUUGGAUACAGUAACUUCAGUACUGUGGUGUUUACAUUGUAAUCAUAUUGUAGUAUAACUCAUUGCAGUUGCCUAAAAAUGCCAAUCUAAGACUAACUAUUAAUCACGGAUUAAAUAUGACAUAACCAGGCGUUGUGCAAGGUGUUUCAUGUCAUUUUGUGUUUUGGCGGCGCGAAUCAUGAAACCCAUGUUACUUUACGCCGCUACGUGUAGUCACAACUGUACAUGGUGGAUAUGAUUAAAAUAUUAAUAAAAAAGAAAAUGAAUAGAUAUAUAAAUUUCAUUAAGCUAUAUUUUUCUACAUAUAUGAGUUCAAACUGGGUGGUGACUUGCGUUGGGUGAAUUGGGCUUAGAAAGGUCAUUAGUGGUGUUCGUUUGGUAACGCCGAUUACGGGAACGUUCAGCGCUGAAUACCACUGAACGUUUCUCAAAGAUGCGGAUUUAAUCGUACAAGAGCAGUUCGUGCAGGGGUUUGAUAAUUCUUGUGGAUGGGUUCCAUAUCCAUUUGUUUUUCUUGCCCAGGGAAGUCUCGCCCGUGUGUGAGAGAGCGUGGUUGCGAGUUGUACAAAUUCAACAAUUUUUCAUGAUUAUUUUUGAAAAGGCUGAAUAACUUUGUAAUUUUGUUUCCCUGAAAUGCAAUAUUGAGCUGACAGACCGUGGUCAAUCGGCCCGACACCAGCAGUGGCGAUUACCAGUGUUACGAUAGGAAGGGGCACAGCAAGAUCCACCAAAGGAUCUCUCACUAACAUGCAUCUAAUAUUCUGCAUCAAGCUGGCAAUAUAAUCUGCCUUCCUGCUAUGAUGGUUUGUUUUAAAAUGGCUCAUAACGCAGUGUAUGUAGCAAAAUCCUUCACAUGGCAGUUUAACAGCUGCGGUAGUUUGGCUACUGAGUAAGCAUUAAGCUAGUAGAAAAAAAUCACAUUUGAAGAAGGGCAUGUUGAACAAUGAUGUGCUACAUCAAAACAUUGUGGCUCCUUUACCAAAACGUCAAAAAGAAAAUACAUCAGUACGCAAGAUUUGACUUCAUGAAAGCAUCCAUAGUUGUGUUGUUAGGAGGUUUCAUAACUGUUAUUGGCAGCCUAGCUACAUUCUCCCUAAGUGUGCUAGUAGAAUUUCUUAGUUUCCACGUUGUUAAAAAUAGGAUGUAGCCCAAUCCUCUGCUGGCCCGCUGAUUGCCUGCUGCGUGCUGUCUCUGUUGCCAUGAUGUGAAUACUAUGCUGUCAACUGUCUUGAACCAUCUAAAGACAGGGCUUUAGACUUAACAAACCCCUCCCCCUUAUCUGCAUAUGUACUGUAUUGCUGUUUUCUUUCUUUUUGGCACUUUUGUUGUGGAAGUUGUCUGCAUUAUAACUAAUUCAAUUAUGGGAAUUAAAAUGACAAAGAAUAACAACC